UCACAACAACGACAUAAAGCUUGGUCGUAUUGUAUGCUGUCACGAGAAACUUUGCUCGCUAGCUAUUAGAUACAUAGCCUACUAACUACAACAAUCUACCAAAUGUGCUAAUAGUAGGGUUACGUUGAAUUGGCUCGUGCUGAUAACUUAUUGACAGAGAGAGCGUGCGGAAGAAAAGUUACCAUAUGGACUUUUGAAGAAGAGUAGCCGAAAAGUGCUUGUCCAACAAAGGCGUGGGGGUCUCUAGCUAUAUUCUAUGCUUUUUGUAUUUGCUUAGCCAUCUCAGAAAUGUCUGGUCGACGCAAGAAGUGUAACUGUUGGAAUAAUCUUAUCUCAUUGCAUUGAGUGCUGUGUAGCGACCUGGGACAUCUACCAAGAGGUGGUGCAAGAAUAAUAUAAUCAUGGCAGACCUCAGGAUUUACAACGUUGUCAUUCUGGGACUAGGAUUUCUGUUCAUUUUCACUGCCUUCACCACCUGUGGAAACAUUGAACAAACCAUAGUUAAAGGCCUGGACAAUGAUACCUUCACUGGAAGUGGUUAUCACAGCCUUGGAAUCAUCUAUGGAAUUUUUUCGUUUUCAAAUUUGUUAGCUCCAACUGUUGUUGCAAUAAUUGGACCACAGUUUACAAUGUUUUUCAGUGGAAUUCUUUACAGUGGUUACGUAGCUGUAUUCAUCACCCCAUCAACAUGGUCCUUUUACUUCACCUCAGUACUAAUCGGCAUAGGAGCAGCCAUGCUUUGGACAGCCCAAGGACACUUCCUUGUGGAGAACUCUGAUGCUUCCACCAUCAAUAGAAACACAGGGAUGUUUUGGGCCCUUUUACAGUGCAGCAUGUUAUUUGGCAAUCUUUACAUUUAUUUUGAUUGGAAUGGAAGGACAGAAAUAUCAGAUAGGAGCAGAAAGACUAUCUUUAUAGGUCUGCUGGUUACCUCAGUGCUGGGAACACUCAGCUUCCUGGCUCUGAGAAAGACUCUUCCAACAGAGGAGGAGAUGCUCAAUGAGGAGGAAGGCCAGCCUUUGCUCUCAUCUCGCAUGAUGUAUAAGCAAAGAGCCAACUCUGCAGUACAAGAUGCAAAGUCAGAAUUCAGGACAAUCCGGCAACUGCUCAAAACCAAAACCAUAUUGCUCCUGAGCUGUUGCAUGGCAUACAGUGGUCUGGAGCUAUCAUUCUACAGUGGUGUGUAUGGGACAUGUAUCGGGGCAACAACAGAGUUUGGAGCGGCAGCUAAAGGCUUGAUUGGGAUCUCCGGAAUCGUGGUGGGGAUUGGAGAGAUAGUUGGUGGAGGCGUCUUUGGACUAGUAUGUAAGAACAACCGAUUCAGACGGACAUCUGUGGUCUUCCUAGGGAUGGUCGUCCAUUUUGUCGCUUUCUACUUGAUCUACCUCAACAUCCCAGAUGAUGCCCCUGUGGUUUUAAAAACUAGCACACUAAACAAGCCAUAUCUGACACCAAGUAUCUCCAUCGCAUUGCUGUGUAGUUUCCUGCUUGGACUCGGUGACAGCUGUUUCAACACUCAACUGUACAGCAUCUUGGGGCGUGUUUAUGCUGAGCAAAGCGCGCCUGCUUUUGCCAUCUUCAAAUUCAUCCAGUCCAUUUUUGCAGCAGUUGCCUUCUUCUACAGUGGCUACUUGCUGUUGACAUGGCAACUGCUUAUUAUGGUCAUCCUGGGCUUCACUGGAACACUCUGCUUCUUCAUGGUGGAAAGAAUACAGAACUUCUCUGUAGACCUACAACAAGAGUAUUAGGACCUGUCAUUUCAACACUGGCACAGUCAUGUGUGUCAGACUUACAUUUUUAGGUUUUUUAACAGGAAAGAUACUUUGCACCUUCAAGGUCUUAGCUUUAACUUAUCUUGCACAACACACUAAUUAUAUCAUGAUUAAAUGUAAUUUUUAAACUUUUACAAUAGGAUUGUGUAUGUGUAAUAUGUCGUAACCACUCACAUGAUGUAUUAGCUGUCUUUAUGCGUUGCUCUCAGGGUUGUUAUUUAAGAUAGUCUCAUUGUUGCAAAUUCUGUGGUUGUGUUAUAAUACGUCAUACAUUUCGUAACUUGAUGGAAUUGUUUUUAGAUGUUUGUUAGAAUUUAAGAUGCAUACGAAACAGAAGAAAUGUUCAUAUUGAGGCUUAUUGAAUGAUCUUACAGUUUGAGAAAAUAUGUUGUUAGUGACAAAAACACGCUAGCUAUGUAUGGGAAACGAUAUUGAUGUAUACCGGAAAAUGUAAUGCUGUGUUGAAAUGUGUAUAGACAGACAAAAUUGUUCCAACCUAAUCUAUGACAAUUCUCAACAUCCACCAUGCCAAAGCUUACAAGAGCUAUCCAGUGAUUUAAAAAAACCAAUAUUGCCUUAUAAUAAUACAAUUACUGUACAACUUAUUUUCUGUACCCAUGGCAUGUAGUAGAGUAGUUAGAAAAUACAUCCAUAAGCAUUAACAUUUAUGGUAUCCUUUUACUUCCAUUUUUUAUAUUUUACAUAUCAAUAUGUUGUCAGUCAUGCAUACUAAGUGCCUGUUAAUGUUUUGGUGGUUUGUAUUUGUUAUAAAUAAAGCGAAUGUCUAUUGUAAACUUCAACAAAAAAAAGAUUAGGUAUAAGUAACCUAUUUGCAAUAUGAGUUCCUGUCCUCUGUGGUAAUGAGAAGGUACAAACACAAUCAGAUUUUAAAAAUGUAAAUCAACUAGUGCGCUUACUUGUACCUCUUCUUGGUUUGUGUCUUCCAAAGUGUUGGUAGACGUCACUGGGCAAGUGCAACAAUUGAUUUUUUUACUGGGAAUUGAAGUUCUAGAUUGCACAUUCAAUAUCAGAGGUUAUUGUGUGGGACAUCAACAUGCAAUACACAUUAUGCUCAGGAGAUGGUGCUAAAAUACCACAGUAGGCCUCAAUUUAGAUUAGAAUGAAGGAAACACGGUUAUGUUGAUCAUACAAUAAAAAGCACUCUAAUUCAA
Messenger RNA from Salmo salar (Atlantic salmon), 2944 nucleotides. RefSeq names its product UNC93-like protein MFSD11. The record is from RefSeq and is a predicted model, not a curated record. Lineage: Eukaryota; Metazoa; Chordata; Actinopteri; Salmoniformes; Salmonidae.